Messenger RNA from Sorex araneus (European shrew), 1143 nucleotides. RefSeq names its product casein kinase II subunit alpha-like. Gene Ontology annotation, cellular component: cytosol; nucleus; protein kinase CK2 complex. The transcript has a single exon. NCBI's taxonomy places the organism in Eukaryota, Metazoa, Chordata, Mammalia, Eulipotyphla, Soricidae. The record is from RefSeq and is a predicted model, not a curated record. Gene Ontology annotation, biological process: protein phosphorylation. Gene Ontology annotation, molecular function: protein serine/threonine kinase activity; ATP binding. Bases 1 to 1143 code for a protein of 380 amino acids.
AUGUCAGGGCCAGUACCAAGCAAGGCCAGAGUUUACACAGAUAUUAAUUUACAAAAACCCCAAGAAUACUGGGAUUAUGAAACAUAUAUUGUAGACUGGGGAAUUCAAGACAAUUAUCAGCUUGUUCGAAAAUUAAGCCGGGGAAAAUAUGGGGAAGUGUUUGAAGCCAUUGACAUAACUAAUAAUGAAAAAAGGGUUGCUAAAAUUCUAAAGCCAAUAAAGAGGAAGAAAAUCAAGCGUGAAAUCAAGGUCUUGAAGAAUUUGCAAGGUGGUCCUAACAUCAUCACUUUGCUAGAUAUUGUAAGAGAUGUCGAGUCACGAGUACCUGCUUUAAUUUUUCCGUAUGUCAACAACACCGACUUCAAGAAAUUAUAUGACAUGUUAACAGAUUUUGAAGUUCGAUUUUACACCUAUGAGAUUUUAAAGGCCUUAGAUUUCAGUCAUGGCAUGGGGGUUAUGCAUAGAGAUGUGAAGCCCCAUAAUGUCCUAAUUGAUCAUGAUCAGAGAAAGCUGUGGCUCAUAGACUGGGGUUUAGCUGAAUUUUACCAUCCUGGCCAAAAAUAUAAUGUUCGAGUCGCUUCCCGAUACUACAAAGCUCCUGAGCUUCUUGUAGACUAUGACAUGUACAAUUAUAGCUUGGAUAUGUGGAGCUUAGGAUGUAUGUUGGCUAGUAUGAUCUUUCGCAAAGAACCAUUUUUCCAAGGACGUGACAAUAAUGAUCAGUUGCUGAGGAUAUCCAAAGUUCUGGGCACAGAAAGUUUAUAUGACUAUAUUGGCAAAUACAAAAUUAAAUUGCAUUCAUCUUUCAAAGAUCUCAUAGGCAAACACACCCGUAAGCCAUGGGAGCGCUUUGUGCACAGUGGAAACCAGGAUCUUGUGAACCCCCAGGCAUUAGAUUUCCUAGACAAACUGCUAGAAUAUGACCAUGAGACACGAAUCACUGCCAGAGAGGCCAUGGAUCACCCCUAUUUCUCUGCUAUCAUGACGGAGGAGAGUCAAAUAAGUUCAUCUAGAAGACAAGAGAGCAGUAUGUCUGCCAGCAGGACAGAAAUUUCUUCAAUGUCAACCCCUCCAAAUUGGGCAGGGUCCACAACAGUUGCUGCUUACAAUUACUUUGGCAAGACUUCUACAUCUCAGAAGUAA